GUAGCGGCGAUUCCGUCCCGGACUAUUUACAAGCGUGGGAUAGAAAUGUUAUUUUCGAGAGGUUUUGCAACGAGAGCAUCAGUAUUUUCCACGGGUUUACCCUCUGGAUUACAGUUCAUUUAUAUCGCGAGUCAAUCGAAGCCGAAGCCAUGAAUGUGUGAACGGGCCUAAAGGAACUAUAUAACUACAUCAGCUGGAUCCGAUUAGACAGCGCUGCAGUAGGUCAAACGAGACUCCUUACUCCCACGUUCUAAUGAGGUCACGGCAAUGCUGACAUCCCCUCUGAAUCCAAAGACAUCAUCAUGCUGAAGACGGAGGCCUCGGGGGAGAGGACCAGCCUCCGGAGUGCCUCCCCCCACCGCAAUGCCUACCGGGCUGAGUUUCAGGCACUCAAGAAGGCCUUUGACCAGCCUCGGAUUGAUGGAGACUCAAAGCCCAAAGACCUCGAACGGGUGAAACAACCAAGGGGUCGCCAGUAUGGCGGCCAUGUCAGCCGCAUCAAGGACAUGUUCAUGCAGAUGGGCACAGAACCUACAGCAGCUAAGACCAGGGGUCGAGAAGAAUCCUCACCACAGAAGCUAGUCAAGCCCACCAACUUCAUCAACAAGGCUGACGGAACAGUGAUAAGACUCCAGCAUUCCUCAUCAGCCGAAAGGGUUGGAGGUGCUGGAGCAAAGUUCUCUGAAACCAGGAAGCUGUUUGAACAGCAGUUACGUGACCAGUCCCAAUCACCAGUCUUUCCCGGCGGACGUGAUAAAAGGGGUUCCCAUGAGCACCUGGAUGAUUGGCGAGGUUCAAGGUCCAAUCGAGGCAGCACAGACUCGUUGGACUCACUUUGCUCCAGAACAGAGGCGUCAUCGCCAACUGUUAGUCAACUCAGUGCUGUUUUUGAAAAUGUCGACCACCACAGUCAGGGUGCGCUCUACAGAGGAGUCAGCAGACGGGCCCUGUACUCACCAGAUGGAUUCAAUCGCCAGGGAGGUGAUGUCAGUGAGGAUGAUUCACGACAAUCUCCAGUUCAGGGAACCUACCGGAGCAGGAUAGGGGGAAAGUUGCCCACAUCCUCAUCCUCUGAGGACCUCCUGAGCCCCAGUCCUGGGGCAGAGACUGCAGAGUUGAAACCAGCUCCAAAAGAGGAGGAAGCCCAAGACAAACCUGAUGGAACAACAGGCGCAGACAGACAGCGUCUCUCUGGUGCCACCAUUAAUGGAAGCCAGGUCAAUGGAUCAUGUGAAGAAGAGGAGAAAACCACAGAGACAAAAAAAUAUAUUGAGGAUCUAAUGGUGUCCAAAGCUUCAAAACCUUCAGAUGAUGCAGUGGUUACCAACAAAGCUUUCGAGGACGCCACCCCUGAUCCUCUACCGACCCCGACCACACCACUUGGGGAGAGCCAGGAGGACCGGGAUGCUACAAGAGAAGAAAAAACCUCUGAAUCUCCCAAGGACCAGGUGGAUGAAGUGGAUGAGGAAUACGCUGGGAAUGAGCGAGUGAUUUUUAACGCAGAUGGAGAUGCCUGUUACCAAGGUUGGGGAGAAAGCUGCACAGAUCCUGAGGAUGACCUCUACGGAGACGACGAAGAUAUUGUCUAUGACCCAGGCUCUGAUCUGACAGAGAUUCCUGGUCUGCCAGAAGAAAACAAAGAUGACAUCCCUGCAAAGCGGAAGAUUUGCUUCAGCACUGCUCCAAUUAUAGUGUUCAACACUUAUUCCAAUGAGGACUAUGACCGUCGUAAUGAGGAGGUGGAUCCUGUAGCCUCCUCCGCUGAGUAUGAGCUGGAGAAGAGGGUGGAGAAACUGGAGCUGUUCCCUGUAGAGCUGGAGAAAGAUGAAGAUGGCCUGGGGAUCAGUAUAAUAGGCAUGGGUGUUGGUGCAGAUGCAGGCCUGGAGAAACUGGGCAUCUUUGUCAAGACCGUCAUCGAGGGCGGAGCUGCUGAGAGAGACGGCAGGAUUAAGGUGAAUGACCAGAUCGUGGAGGUGGAUGGGACCAGCCUGGUCGGCGUCACGCAGAGUUUUGCCGCCUCCGUCCUCAGGAACACAUCAGGAGUAGUCCGGUUUGUGAUUGGCCGAGAGCGUCCGGGUCAGCAGAGCGAGGUGGCCACACUCAUCCAGCAGACCCUGGAGCAGGAGAGGAGACAGAGAGAGCUGCUCGAGCAGCAGUACGCCCAAUACGACGCUGAUGAUGAUGAGCAGACAGGGGAGUACGCCACAGAUGAUGAGGACACGGGGACAACAGUGGCAGGUGGCGAGAAGAGCAUCGAGGUGUUUGACUUGCCAGAGACAGAGGACAUCCUGUCUCCGUCGGAGUUAGACGCCUCCAAACUCUACCAGAAGUUCAGAGAGCUCCAGAUCAAACACACAGUGACCGAGGCCGAGAUCCAGAAGCUUAAAAACAAGUUGGCAUCAGUGGAGCGAGAGAAGCAGCGGUGGGAGAAGGAGAAGAGCCAGCUGAAGGCCAGCAUCGAGGAGAACAAGGAGAGGAUGUUGAAGCUGGAGAGCUACUGGAUUGAGGCGCAGACCCUCUGCCACACGGUCAAUGAACACCUGAAGGAGGCCCAGGCCCAGUACCAGACUUUAGAGAAAAAGUACAACAAAGCCAAGAAACUCAUCAAAGACUUCCAGCAGAAAGAGGUGGAGUUUAUCCAGAAGGAGGAUGCAGAGAGGAGGCGACUGGAGGAGUCUGAGAAAGCUCACCUGGCUGAGAUCCAGGGACUGCAAGUCAGGAUUGCAACGUUAGAGUCGGAGCUAAUGCAGCUGAUGAAGCAAAACGGCAUCCAGGUCAACAACAACAACAGCAACAGUGCUGAGAGGCUCAGCGCUCAACAACACAGCCCCAACAUAGCUGCAGCACAAGCCAGAGACCUGAGGGAGGGCUCUCCCCACUCACCCAGCAAAAAGAAGGGCUAUAGAGGAGUCGCCCGAGACAGCAUCAGCUCCAUAGAGGGAGAGGUCUUAGAGGGACACAGCAGUCCAGUCCACAGUCGUUCUGGUUCGAUUCGUAGUGUGGCCUCUUCUGAUGGAGGAGUGGUGGCCCUUAAGGCCCCGGGCAGUGCAGAGAACUCCCCCAGACGAACACGACACUUGUCGUCCACUGUGGGAACGCACCAGGACGAUUCUCAGUCUGCUGCAGUGUCGAACCCCUCACGCAGGCGGGAUGAGCAAAGUCAAGCUCUUGACCCUGGCUCCAGUGAGCCAUCAGCAGAGGACAGUCCAGAGAAACUCAAGGCGAAGACCUCCCUUACAUGGCCCCACUUCUUCUCCUAUUCAUAUUACUUGGGACCUGCUUUGAACGAUGAUCUGAGUGCAAGCAGCAACAGCUCAGUGGAGAUCAGUGGCCUGAGUGAAGCCAAGAUGUCGGGACGCUCACACACCCUGGUGUUCUCCUCAGACGAGAUCCUAGAUGAGGGACAGUUUUCGAAGCAGUAUCAGUGGCAGAACCGCAUCAUCACAGAGUGGACCUCCCAGCAGGUGGCUCUCUGGCUCAUGGGUCUCAACUUAGAAGAUCAUAUCCCUGAAUUCACUGCCAAAAAUAUAGAUGGAGAACAGCUGCUACAACUGGAUAGUCCUGAGCUCAAGGCCCUUGGAGUAACCUCUUCCCAGGACCGGGCCCUGAUCAAGAAAAAGAUCAAAGACCUGAAAGUUCUGAUGGAGAAGGCCAAAAGGAACCAUGAGAAAGUGGAGAAACAGCGCGAGAAGCUACGAAAGAGAGAGCUGGAGCAGCAGCAGAAAGAGGCGCACAAAGAAAGCACGGCAGAGUGAAAUGAAUCUUUAGAUCACCUCCCGCUUUACUGUAGCACCUCACCAAGUAGCAUCUCAAAGAACAGAACGUCAGUAGGCCCCACAAACACACCCUGUGGGACGCCUACUUAGUAGUUCACUAGUUCUCAGUGGUGGAGCUCCACAUCUAACUGUUGGAGAGUGUUGAGUGACUUCUUCACCAAGCAAACUAAACCAAAAUGAGCAGUUGGAUAAUAGGAUGCUGCCCCUUCAUUUGCCUCAUUUUACACCAAUCCUUUGUUGUUAGCCAUGUAAGAAUUUACUCGGUUUUAUUUAUUUUGGUGUUUAUUGCUGUACAUUGGGUUUAUUUAUUCAUAUUCAGUGUAAAACCCUCAUCUCAUCCUCAUCCCAUAUCAUCUCCAGAGCUGUCUGUGCUACCCAUCACAGUAACUUUAGACAUAACAACUGUGUACAAUGAUAAAUACAGAUACAAAUAUGUCUAAUGUGCCAUUUUAAUAGACUUGCUGUAUGUAUAUCCUGUUCAGAUACAUAGAUCACUGGAACCUCUCUAUUGUUUUGAUGAAGAAUAUACAGGUCGGGCCUUGGUGGUGGAAUAUAUGAGGCAGUACUUAUGUUGCACCACUAGGUGUCCCCAUGCUGCUUACUGACACUACUGAAGAAGGCAACACUGGAACUUUAGUAACUGAAGCAGGAACCAGCUUUCUUUGGGAGAAACAUGCUGUCUCUUGACUGCAAGAACACUGGAAGUAUGAACACUGUAAAUUUAACCUCUGCACUGGCUUGUCCAAUGCUCCUUACAUAAUUCAUGUACCACACUAAAGCAGUUCUCAAACUAACGAAUGACAAGGACACACUGUACUCAUUGGACUGGUUCUAAUGAAGACUUCAGGUACAUUGUAAUCAUGAAAUUUGUAACAUACCGAACCCAUACCACAAAAGCAAUCAAACAAAAAAAAAAAGAUAAAAUGAAACUUCCUGCUAAUAUGCAUAAUGUUGCUUUGAAUCUGCUUGUAACCUGCUUUUGACCUCUUUUUAUAUUCUCUCUCAAUAACAGAGUAAUACCCGGCCACUGCCUUUAGAAAUUCUAGAGAAGUAGAAUUUUUCUCAGAUCUACCCGCUUCUGUGUGACUGUCGAAGCAAAUACAGUAGACUAAAUAUUUGUUGCUUUCUUUCAGAAAAAUCACAGGUUAAAGUUCACCAUGAAAAUGACUCCAGAAUACUUUGAAUAAUAUGUAGGAACGAUGCUAUAUAGAUGGUUUAUCUUUGUGAUCAGGUAGACAAAAGAAUGCAGAGGACAGCUGCAGCAAGGGCAGAAAUUGCCUAUAAGGUUACUGUACCUGAUACUCAUAUUUACACUGGAAAUUGCAACAGAUAUGUGCAAUGUCUUUUUUUUUCUUAUGAAACCAGUUCAGUAAGACAAUUAUUUUGAUUUACAUGUUAGAUUUUUAAAAAAUGAUUUUGACAUAUGUACUUUAUGCAAACAAUUAUUCUUGUUUUAGGAUUAUGAAGCUCACUGAGAGACAUGUUCCCUGUGUUACUUCUUUAUCAUUCCCAAGUAUCAUUCUGUAGGUUUACAAUAAAUAUAGAGACAGCGGUGUCACCGUGAUAGAAAUGAAGGCAGCUCUGGUUAUGAACUCCUUUUGUCUUUAAAGGCCCUGCCUGGUGUACUGUUAACAGGUUAAGAACAAGAAUAGGGUUACGGAUGUGUUGAUGCCUCCAUGCAAUGCCACAGGUAUCGAUCUGAUAUUGAUCUGUUAUUGUUAUUAUUUAUUUAUUUCUGUAUUUAAUGAAGCAACUGACUACUGUUUAUGAUAACAUACGCAAAAUAAGAGUAUUAUUAACACCUAAUAAUGAUUUAUCCAGAAUUGUAUGAUGACUUCCUUUUGCCAAAACAUAAUUAAAACUGUUAAUUAAAAGUGAUUUAUAUUCAAGUAAACUGUGAAGGAUAUAAGGUUUGGAAAUGCAAAGCUAGAAGAAAACUUACUCCCAUUGUGCUUGUGGUUUUAGCCUUCCUCUUAUACAACCAUAGUGCUGCUCCAGUGCUACUCCAAUAAACUGGUCAUGAUGUGUUCUUACAAAAUAUUUUUUAACACUUAAACCUUUCUGUGAAUACCCCCACCCUCUCAAGUCAGUCAGCAGACUGCACUCUUUUGACUCUUU
Scomber scombrus (Atlantic mackerel) is the source of this 5894-nucleotide messenger RNA. RefSeq names its product protein phosphatase 1, regulatory subunit 9A (gene ppp1r9a). The transcript is spliced from 19 exons. Gene Ontology annotation, cellular component: actin cytoskeleton; postsynaptic density; cytoplasm. Gene Ontology annotation, molecular function: actin filament binding. Bases 303 to 3755 code for a protein of 1150 amino acids. The record is from RefSeq and is a predicted model, not a curated record. Gene Ontology annotation, biological process: neuron projection development; actin filament organization; calcium-mediated signaling. Lineage: Eukaryota; Metazoa; Chordata; Actinopteri; Scombriformes; Scombridae.